UUUCAUUCUCGUUUUACAAGGAAGUCAGCCAUAAUGAAGAUGUAAAGUACCCCCUUAAGCAUGCAAUUUAUAGCAAAAUGAACAAUUUUAAAGCGAUUACGGAUGAAGACUUUAAUAUCGAGUUUUAAAUUGCGGGAAAUAUACACUACGUGUGAGAACUAUUGAUUGAGAAACAUACAUACAUCCCUCUAUUGUACGUGUAUGUAUGACGUGAAAAAUGGCAGCACUGAGAUGUCUUAUCAUUUUACAUGCAUCCUGUAUGAUGAUUACAUUCUCAUCGUCUCAAUAUCUAGUAGGGGACAACAUCUGUGUCGCAAUUGAUGGGACUGUCCGAUGUUGUAGUGAGUUUAUGCAAGUUGGAAACCAGUGUGUAGAAUGUGACUUGGGUUAUCGGGGCAUCAAUUGCUCGUUAACCUGUCCACUUAACCACUACGGCCAUCUUUGUUUGUCACGGUGUGACUGUCUACCAUACCAGUACUGUGAUAUAGAAGUCGGAUGUCGAAGUAAAGAGACAAGUACUCUUAGUACAGAAUCAGAUAUUACAGUGACGUCACAAUCAAAUCUAAGGAAUAUCAGUUCGGAUGCACUAUACACAGUCUGCAUGGAAAUGCUCUUUCCAAAUGGUAAGUACAAGAAUAAUGAUGUAAUAACAAUGUAUGCAAUAUUGAUAAUUGGAAAAAAAUAUUGUUGGUAUAAAACAUCUAAGACUCUUGUCCAACCAGUUCCGACGCUAACUUUGAUUUCUCUCUACCCUAUGAAAUUCGACAUCCUGUAUAAUCCGAAAUCCUGUUUAAUCUGACAUCAUGUAUAAUUCGACAUCAUGUAUAAUCUGACAUCUUGUAUAACCCGACAUCCUGUGUAAAACGACAUCAUGUGUAAUCCGAAUUCUUGUGUAAUCCGGCAUCUUGUCUGAUCUCCCAGUGUAUGUCAACUUAAGAAUGCUCCAAGAUUAUUAGUGGAUUUUGGUUUUUUUGCCCAAGGUAUACAAUGUAGAAUAUUAGGGAAUUUUACGUGAUAUACUGCUCUCGUGGUCAUCGUGCAUAUCAUACAUAAAAUAAAUUCCUGUUGAACUACACGAAUGUAUUUAGCAGUAGCUCGACGGACAGUUUUUAUUUUUAAAAAAAGUUAAUAUUUAUGUAUGGUUUAAUUAAUAUUCAAUGUGCGGAAGACAGACGGUUUCCUAGUUCCUGUCACAUGUGGUAUCACAGAACCCAGCGGGAUCAUGUUGGUUUGUAUGACAACAAUGCAUGUAUGUGUAGUCAUUUGUUAUGUAAGAUUCUUCUGGAUAUUGUGAUGUUUAGUUCCAUAUUUAUCGAUUGGCUGUUUGAUAUCAUCACAGUUAAUGCGAUCCGUACAUUUAAUUUUGAUAUGAUUAUAAUGUUGUCAACUUUAUCUGUGGAUGAUAACUGGGUAUAAAUACACUGAAACCCUGUGUCUUUUUUAUCUUUUUAAUCGUUUUGUCAUGGAAUUUCUUCAUAUUUACAAAUUAUCCUGAAAGGUGAAGUUAACGAACAGUAAUCAAUCUCAUAACUCCUAAAAGCAAUACAAAAUAGAGAGUUGGGCAAACACGGACCCCUGGACACAUCAACGGUGGGAUCAGGUGCCUUGGAGGAGAAAGCAUCCCCUGUCGACCGGUCACACCCGCCAUGAUAUAUGGAAAUUGAGUAAUUUGAACACUUCUUGAUAAUCAUAUGUAACCAAUAUUUGGUUUAGACACUUUAUUUUUCUGCUAUGCGCUGGAAGUUAUCAGAAAACGGAGAGCAACAAACACAUAGUUUCUAUCUACAUGAUAAGAAUGAUGGUAUUGCUGAGGUAUUUCUGUGUCAUUUUCUCCAUAUGGAUCACGUUUUCAUCGUGCCAGCUUCUGACCGGGGACAAUAUCUGUAUUAUAUCAGACGGGUAAGUGUUGUGUUCAUUUUCUUAAAAAUCGCACACUGGUAAAGAAUGCAAUACAUGUAAAUAUUGACUAAUGCAAUAAAUGUAAAUAUUGACUGUCUCCUACGUAGUGCGUAUAUACUGUAGAUUCCGUAUUUUAUGCGAGUACUUAAUAUCGCGAAAUGACUCAUGGACGUCAAAUCGCGAGAAGAAAAAUUCGUGAGUACUCUGUUGAUCAAGUGUUUUUGCAUGUAUUUUAGCAAUAUCAAAAUAAAAACGAGAACUAUUUUUUCGAGAGUAAUGUUUCUCGCGAAAUUACGCAGUAAUAAAUCUCUCGCGUGUAUUCGGGAAUUUAGAGUACAUGUAUCUGUAAGGACUUCUCGCUGUUGUAACAGUUAUAUGGAAAUUGAAAACGGAUGUGUUGGUAUGUAUUAAAUUAGUUUCUAUUCUGAGCAGAUAAAUAUGAACCAAAAUCUCCUGAUAGAUUAGUUACAUACAUUUAUCAUUUACGUCUUAAAUAUACUAAAGUUAAAUUAUAUACAUUUACUAGUAAAUGUUAGAGGAAACUCUCUGAAGGUUUGGUGUAAACAAAUAGGUAGAAAUAUGGUCAGGAUUAAACGAGUUUGAAUAAUAAUUGAUAUAAUUUACAUUUUUCAUUAAUAUUUUCAUGUUUGUGAUACAAUGUGCGUUAUUUCAGAUGAUGACUUGGGCUACUGGGGCGUUAAUUGCUCCUUAACCUGUCCAUGUAACCACCACGGGAGGAUAUGUUUAGAAAGAUGCAACUGUCUACCAUGCGUAUCAGAAGUGAGUUGUCAGUGUAACAGAGCUAGAGGCCUGUGUAUAGAAUCAGAUAUCAAAAUACUUGUAUACGGAAGGAAACAACAUAUUCAGACGUCCGUGCUACGUCUGAACAACUUUUUAUUUAAAACAAAUCCCAUUUCAUUACAGGCCUGGCGAGAUCUCUAUCAUUUCCGCUGUACAGGGUAUUUAAAUUUUUUUGUCAAUUCUAAUCAAUGACUUGAAUACCCGAGUAAACCGAAGCGUAAAUUACGUAAGGUAUUUAAAUUUAUAUUGCGAGAACAUGGUGGAUAUCGACCACGGACAACAUUAUGUGUCCUGUCAACUGUGCACUAUGAAUGUCCAGUUCUACUGCAAGCCGUGUGGGAAAAGGUUAUGCAGAGAAUGCUUAUCACCACAUACAGAUUUCAACGAUACUGACCAUGUCGUUGUUCCAUAUCACAAACGAUUUACGACAGUGGCAAAAUCAUUUCAUGACCCAGAAAUAGUACAGAUCGUUCAAUGCGGAAUCAAUUCCACGCCGUGUAUUAGGUUUGGUGGCGAAAAGAAACUUUAUAUCGCUGCAAAUGGUGUUCCACUUCUCAAACUAUUUGAUACGGAUGGACAUCUGUUGGACAUUUAUAAACCAAAGAAUCUCGUGAGAUUUUUCUCUCCAAGUCGUGAUGGAUUUUUAUAUACAUACCCCGGUGGCAUCCGAAAAGUGAAUGAUGUUGGUGAUGAACUUAUCCUGUCUCAUGCAAAUUCCCUGAAAGGGAUUGCAUUUCUUGAACCCGAGGCAAUAUUUGUUUGCAAUGCGUCACCGCCAAACGUGGUCAAGUACAACACAAAAGGGGAAAAGCUCCUUGAUAUAGGGGAAAUAAAUGGAAAUAAUAUUUAUACAUACCCAGAAAAUAUUGCUAUCAACGGGAAUGGGGACAUUUGCGUGACGAAUGUGGCCUUGUUAUUUUGCACGAACCAAAGGUCUUCUGUCAUUGUGGUAGACAGCGCAGGUUGUUACCGUUUUUCGUACAGUGCCCCACAGGAGCAGAGGUUUCAGCCGAUGGACCUCUGCUGCGAUUCUAAUUUUCACAUCAUUGUGGCUGACGAAGAAAACAAUAAACUGCACGUGAUCGACAGGGAAGGCCGCUUCCUUAGAUACCUGAUUUAUGAUGGAAUAAGAAACAUUUGCAGCAUUAGCAUUGACACUAAGGACAGACUAUUUGUGUCUCAAAUGCACGAGGAGUUUCUAAGAAUGAUUCAGUAUUGGUAUUAAAUUUCUCCAGUUAGAGAGUACUCUCGCCUGGAGAGAGAGAGAGAGAGAGAGAGAGAGAGAGAGAGAGAGAGAGUUCAUUUCUCGUUAUUUUAAGAGAGAGAGAGGAGAAAAGUUCCGCUAUUUUGAUUUGUAGAGCAAUGGGUUUUUAAUUAUAAUAUGUAUACUUAUCACAUAGUCUAAUUUGUACAUUGAUGUGUAAUUGUGCGAUGUUUUUAAUAUAGAUAUGCUUAUUAUGGACA
This is a messenger RNA of Ostrea edulis (European flat oyster), 4164 nucleotides long. Its product is annotated as N-acetylglucosamine-1-phosphodiester alpha-N-acetylglucosaminidase-like. The coding region runs from base 2957 to 3925 and encodes 322 amino acids. Gene Ontology annotation, molecular function: zinc ion binding. Lineage: Eukaryota; Metazoa; Mollusca; Bivalvia; Ostreida; Ostreidae. The record is from RefSeq and is a predicted model, not a curated record. The transcript is spliced from 7 exons.